ACAAAAUUCGUUCGGUUCAGAUUAAUUUGACAACGAAAUUAAACCGGAAAACCCAGACAACGCCACGUGGCAAUUGUACCUCACCCAAAACGCACUCCAUAUAAGCUCUCCUCUCCUACCUUUUCAACAAUCACCAACGUGUGAUUGUUUGUUCCUCCACUCACUCCAAUUAAACAAACAAUAAAAAAGAGAGAUGGCGGCUACUAACUUCCGUGACAUCGACGACCUCCCCAAAAUUCCGGCGAACUACACCGCGUUGACUCCCCUCUGGUUCUUAGAUAGAGCUGCGGCGGUUCAUCCGACGAGGAAAUCGCUGAUUCACGGAUCCCGUGAGUACACGUGGCGACAAACUUACGAACGAUGUCGCCGUCUAGCUUCCGCUCUCGCCGAUCGUUCGAUUGGCCCUGGUUCUACGGUGGCUAUAAUAGCACCCAACACUCCAGCAAUGUACGAAGCUCAUUUCGGAGUACCAAUGUGUGGAGCCGUCUUGAACGCCGUCAACAUCCGUCUCAACGCCCCCACUAUCGCUUUCCUUCUCGGCCAUUCUCAGAGCGCUGUUAUCAUGGUGGAUCAAGAGUUCUUCCCUCUCGCAGAGGAGUCUCUGAGACUCAUGGAGGAGAAAGCUGGAAGCAGCUUUAAACGCCCGCUGCUAAUCGUCAUAAGUGAUCACACGUGUCCUCCAGAGUCACUUCACCGGGCUUUGUCAAAAGGAGUCAUAGAGUACGAGGAUUUUCUUGGAACUGGAGAUCCUAACUAUCAGUGGGAGACACCAGCUGAUGAAUGGCAGAGCAUUGCUCUUGGUUACACCUCAGGAACAACCGCUAGUCCUAAAGGAGUUGUGCUUCAUCAUCGUGGCGCGUAUUUAAUGGCUUUGAGUAAUCCUCUUAUUUGGGGGAUGCAAGAAGGUUCUGUUUACUUGUGGACUCUCCCUAUGUUUCAUUGCAAUGGUUGGUGUUUCACUUGGGCCACUGCUGCGCUCUCCGGUACUAACAUCUGUCUCCGUCAGGUUACUGCGAAAGAAGUGUAUUCAAGCAUAGCUAAGUAUAACGUUACUCAUUUCUGUGCGGCCCCUGUGGUUCUCAACACUAUUGUCAAUGCUCCUCAAGAAGACACUAUCCUCCCCCUUCCCCAUACGGUCCACGUCAUGACCGCAGGAGCUGCUCCUCCACCUUCUGUUCUCUACUCCAUGAACCAGAAGGGCUUCCGAGUCACUCACACCUAUGGGCUUUCCGAGACAUACGGUCCUUCCACCGUAUGCGCUUGGAAGCCAGAGUGGGACUCCCUCCCUCCCGAGACGCAGGCCAAGCUCAAUGCUCGCCAAGGUGUACGCUACAUCGGCAUGGAGGAGCUCGAUGUCAUCGACACUCUGACCGGAAAACCUGUCCCUGCAGACGGUAAAACCGCCGGAGAGAUCGUUUUCCGAGGGAACAUGGUGAUGAAAGGAUACCUAAAGAAUCCAGAAGCUAACAAAGAGACUUUCGCUGGUGGGUGGUUUCACUCGGGUGACAUCGCGGUGAAGCAUCCAGACAACUACAUCGAGAUCAAGGACAGGUCAAAAGACAUUAUAAUCUCUGGCGGUGAGAACAUAAGCAGCGUGGAGGUGGAAAACGUUGUUUACCAUCACCCUGCGGUUCUUGAAGCCUCUGUUGUGGCUAGACCAGACGAGCGGUGGCAGGAAUCUCCGUGUGCGUUUGUGACGCUUAAGAGCGGUUACGAGAAGCACGACCAGGGUAAGUUGGCUCAGGAUAUAAUGAAGUUCUGCAGGGAGAAGUUGCCGUCGUAUUGGGUCCCGAAGUCGGUGGUGUUUGGGCCAUUACCGAAGACAGCUACUGGAAAGAUUCAGAAGCAUGUGUUGAGGACUAAGGCGAAAGAGAUGGGACCAGUGCCAAGAAGCAGGUUGUAAAAAGCGGAAAUGACAUCGUUUUUGGAAUAAUACGUUGGUACGUUCGCUGUGUGUAAACUGUGUCUUGAAUGGUCUUCCAAAUGAUAACACAUAAAUUUCAUUUUGUAGUAUCUUGUAUGAUCUUUCUAUACAUGUAAUUCUCGUUUAAAUUCUUAAAUGGAAGGAAACGAAAAUUGGUUCACUCGCUG
Messenger RNA from Eruca vesicaria subsp. sativa (arugula), 2091 nucleotides. Lineage: Eukaryota; Viridiplantae; Streptophyta; Magnoliopsida; Brassicales; Brassicaceae. The record is from the annotation of a GenBank genome assembly.